AUGGACACAGAGGCUUCUAACCCCAAAAAGAAAAACUACAUGGGACAGCACCAUAUCAAAAAAAGGACUACAUACCAACCAACCAGAUUAGAUGCCACAACUCUCAAUAAUACUUUAAUUCAGCCAGGGAUUGUGAUGUGUGCUCCUGAAGAACAGACUGAAAAGCUGCUGUUGUCCAGUUGGGGUUUACCUAAACCUGUUUUAGAUCGUUACCACAAGCUUGGAGUGACUCACAUGUUUGAAUGGCAGGCUCAGUGUCUUGCAGUCGGCCGUGUUCUGCAUGGGGGAAAUCUAGUUUAUUCUGCUCCCACUAGCGCUGGAAAGACCCUAGUAUCAGAACUACUCAUGUUAAAGCGUGUACUUGAGACAAAAAAGAAAGCCCUUUUUAUUUUGCCAUUUGUGUCUGUAGCCAAAGAAAAGAUGCAUUACCUUCAGAAUGUGUUUGAAGAAGUGGGUGUUCGCGUGGAGGGAUACAUGGGCAGCACUGUUGCUGCAGGAGGGUUUUCUGCUCUGGAUGUUGCCGUUUGUACAAUAGAGAAAGCUAAUUCCCUCAUUAACAGACUCAUUGAAGAAAAUGCUAUGGGGAUGUUGGGUAUGGUGGUGGUUGAUGAGCUGCAUAUGGUUGGAGAUUCUGGAAGGGGGUACCUUCUAGAACUUCUUCUAACAAAAAUCUUAUACCUUUCACAGAAACAAAACAUAACUGGGUCCCUUUCUGAAGGUGUUCAGAUUAUUGGUAUGAGUGCCACUCUACCAAAUCUUUCCCUUUUGGCAAAGUGGCUUGGAGCAGAGCUUUAUCAAACAGACUAUCGGCCUGUACCACUUCUGGAGCAUCUAAAAAUUGGAAGCAAUUUUUACGACAAGAGUCUUACAGUCAUUCGCAAGUUCACACCGGCAAUAAGUGUUAAAGGUGAUGAUGAUCACAUCGUGAGUCUGUGUUAUGAGACUGUUAGCGAGGGCCACUCUGUGUUGCUUUUUUGCCCUUCGAAGAAUUGGUGUGAGAAACUCGCAGAUGGAAUUGCAAGGGAGUUCUAUAGUCUUCAGCAUAAAAAAACUCCCUGUGAAAGAGAUCCUCAACCUGUGACCCUGGAUGUAGAUGGCCUAAAGGAAGUAGUUGCCCAGCUAAAACAAACUCCUGCUGGCAUGGACCCCAUACUCCAGCGCACUGUGCCUUGGGGAGUUGGCUUCCACCACGCUGGGCUCACAUUUGAUGAGCGAGAUGUUUUGGAAGGAGCAUUUCGUCAAACUACUGUGAGGGUCCUGGCAGCUACUUCUACGCUCUCAUCUGGAGUGAAUCUACCCGCCAGAAGAGUUAUCAUACGGACGCCCACAUUCAACGGACACUUAUUGGACCCAUUGACAUAUAAGCAAAUGGCAGGAAGAGCUGGAAGGAAAGGGGUUGAUACUACAGGUGAGAGUGUAUUGGUGUGUAAAGAAGCAGAGCGUCAGAAAGGCAUAACUCUCCUCACGGGUAAUCUUCGACCUAUCAGCAGCUGCCUGGGAAAGGGUGAGGGAGAGGGUGUCACCACCAGUAUGCUGCGGGCCAUUCUUGAGAUAAUUGUUGGAGGUGUUGCAAGUAAACCACAAGAUGUCCGCCUGUAUGCUUCAUGUACACUUCUGGCUGCUAGCCUAUGUGAAGGGAUACAGACAAAUGUAGAGACCAAUAAGGGAGCGAUUGAGGCCAGUGUGGAAUGGCUCAUGGACAACGAAUUCAUACAUAUUCAAAAGGAAGAAGAGGAGCGGUACUGUCCAACUCAACUGGGUUCUGCCACCUUAUCUUCAUCUCUCUCACCUCCUGAGGCUUUGGGAAUAUUUGCAGAUCUCCAGCGGGCUAUGAAAGGCUUUGUGCUGGAGAAUGACCUGCAUAUUUUGUAUUUGAUCACUCCACUUUAUGCAGAAUGGACUACAAUAGACUGGUAUCAGUUUUUCUGUCUGUGGGAACAACUCUCAUCCUCAAUGAAAAGAGUUGCUGAGUUGGUGGGGAUACAGGAAGGCUUUCUUGCACGGUCUGUGAGUGGAAAGCUUGUUGCCAAGACAGACAAGCAGCGAAGGCAGAUGGCUAUACACAAACGGUUUUUCACCACACUUGUUUUACAUGAUCUUGUGAAUGAGGUUCCUUUGGGAACAGUGGCAUCCAAAUACAAUUGCAAUCGUGGACAAUUGCAGUCUCUACAACAGUCUGCUUCAACAUAUGCAGGUAUGGUGACAAUUUUUUGCAAGCGUUUGGGUUGGCACAACUUGGAGCUACUGCUGUCCCAGUACCAGACACGACUGAGCUUUGGAGUCCAAAGAGAGCUGGUUGACUUGGUUCGGGUAUCAAUCUUAAAUGCGACUAGAGCCAGAGCACUUUUUGCUCAAGGGCUCUGUACAGUUGCUGAGCUGGCUAGAGCCACUGUAGAGAAUGUGGAGAAAGCACUGAGGAAUGCUGUUCCCUUUAAAAGCUCUAAACGUGCAGUGGAUGAGAGUGAGUUUGAGGCUGCAGAGAGGAGAAGUCUCCGCUGUGUCUGGGUGACUGGAGGACGGGCUCUGACUGAACAGGAAGCUGCAGAUGGGAAGCCAGACAAUGAAAAUGUGGAAGAUUCUCCUAUUCCCGAAUCGCAUGGGUCAGCUCCUCUGUUCUCCCCAGAUGCAAAAAGACAAAGAUUAGCAAGUGAGGAGAAGUUUUCCUCCCCUGAGUUAUAUGCAGGACAAGAAGAGGUGGUGAAAAGAGGCGAGGAGACUUUUGGGUACAGUUUGGAAUUGGACAGUCAAACUGAACAUCUCAUGGCACAGCAGACCCACCAACACAGGACUGAGACUGAUAAGGGAGGAAAUGAUGGAGAGGAGGAGGAAGAUAAUUUAGAGGAAGUUAUAGAGGUACAGAAUAAAGCCAGUAUGAAACUUAUUGCUGCAGAGAAAGAUGAAUUUGGUUCUUCCUUGACUGAUAGCCAAAUGGAACUCAUGCUUCUCACCAAUGAUCAGAUCCGUCCCGCAAGCAAGAAUGAUAAUCCAAUGGGAAAUGCGUUAACAGAAGAUUUCAAUUCGAGAUUCAGCCUGCAGUUAUCGCAGGAUGUGAGCCCCACUUCAAGUACCCCCCGAACCUUCUCCAUCAUUGAUGUUGCUGGCGACAAGCGUCUCUUUGAUACAUUUAUGAACGAAUGGAAAACAAAAGAGUGUUUCUCUUUGGCUUUGGCUUGUGAGAAAAGAUCAGACAGAUUGGAGCAGCUUGAUGUGGGGAUGAGAACCAGGCAGAAGAGAACAAUAGCAGCUUCUCAUAAACAAAGUCAGAUCGAUGGUUUCCCAGUCAAAAAUGGUGAUGGGCAUGUUCUCAUGGGGCUGUCUGUCUGUUGGGGAGCAAGAGAUGCCUUCUACAUAUCAUUUCAAAAAGAACAAAGCCAAGGCUUUAGCGCUAGUUUGGCUCCUCCGUCUCUAGAUGAGGCGUUGAAAAUCGAUGAGAGACUGGAACAAGUAAAAAUGUUGCUGGAAAAUGCACCCAAUAGUUCUGAAAAAAGCACAGCAAUCGUGUAUGAUGUCAUCGAGGUGUACAAAACCCUGGUCCUGAGCUGUGGGGUCAGCUUGGAGACCAACUGUGAAGACCCAAAGAUUGCAUGUUGGAUGCUGAACCCUGGCAAUGAAGGCAAGAUUCUACACAAUAUGGUGACGGUGUAUUGUCCCGAAGAGCUUCCUUUGCUGGAGGGACUUGGAAGUGCACACACAUAUUGUCCCCGUGUGAAAGCAGCGACUGAGAGUGUGCUCCUUCAUGCUGUCAUGAACCACCUCACUGGGUUGCUGGAGAAGGACGGCAUGCUAGACUUUUUCAGAAGGGUUGAGAUGCCGUCUCAAGUGUGUCUGGCUCUGUUGGAAUUGAAUGGAGUGGGGUUUAGUGUGGAAGAAUGUGACAGACAAAAACAUGUGAUGCAAGCCAAACUCGCAGCUCUUGAAUCUCAAGCAUACAAUCUGGCCGGACAUAGCUUCUCUUUAACAAGCAUUGAUGAUAUUGCACAGGUGUUAUAUUUUGAACUCCAUCUGCCUCCCAAUGGUGAUAUUGGGGGCUCAAAGGCUAAGAAGACCCUCGGCUAUGGCAGAAGAGGGGGUAAAGUGCGACUUGGAAAGCAGUUCAGCACCACCAAGGAUGUUUUGGAGAAACUGCGCCCCCUACACCCUUUACCUGGAAUAAUUCUUGAGUGGAGAAGAGUCACCAAUGCCUUGACUAAAGUGGUGUUUCCACUUCAGAGAGAGAAGCGGUACCAUUCUGGAUUGGCUAUGGAUAGAAUAUAUCCUAUUGCACAGACACACACAGCCACGGGUAGAGUGAGUUUCACUGAGCCCAACAUACAAAAUGUUCCAAAAGAUUUUGAGAUUCAUAUGCCCACAGUUGUGGGUGAGAGCCCUCCUUCACAAGAGAAAUGCCACUUAAUCACCAAAUCGGGGAAAAAGAGAGCCUCUGUUGCACCUACCUCUGCAGCCAAUAAUGCAGUCACAGGUCCUGCAUUUUCUGUCAGCAUGAGACAUGCUUUUGUGCCAUUUUCAGGAGGGAUGAUAUUAGCAGCUGAUUAUUCUCAGUUGGAGUUGAGGGUCUUGGCUCACCUUUCAAAGGAUCAUCGGCUUCUACAGGUACUUAAUGGAGGAGCAGAUGUCUUUCGCUGCAUUGCAGCUGAAUGGAAAAGUGUUGAUCCUGAGACUGUGAACGACAACUUGAGACAACAGGCAAAGCAGAUUUGCUAUGGCAUUAUUUAUGGCAUGGGGGCAAAGUCUUUGGGGGAGCAGAUGGGGGUGGAGGAGGAUGACGCAGCAUGCUACAUUGAGAGUUUUAAAUCUAGAUAUAAAGGGAUUAAUGCCUUUCUUAAGGAGACUGUGAGAAAUUGUGUGAAGAAUGGUUUUGUUCAAACCCUGAUGGGCCGCAGGAGGUACCUUCCUGGAAUCACAAAUGCAAAUCCACACUCUAAAGCACAUGCAGAGAGGCAGGCAGUCAACACAACAGUUCAGGGCUCUGCUGCUGACAUUGUUAAACUCGCUACAGUCAAUAUCCAGAAACAUCUGAGGAAAGCCUCUCCUACAGCUCCACUCUCUCUCCAGCAUGUUCCCUCAGAAAAACUCCAAAGAAUAAGUACAUUUUAUCAACGCGGUGCAUAUUUUGUUCUACAACUACAUGAUGAACUCAUCUAUGAAACUUCAGAGGAGAACCUUAUACAGGUCGCUCACAUGGUCAAGAGAGAGAUGGAAUCUGCAGUAAAACUAUAUGUAAAACUAAAGGCCAAGGUCAAAGUAGGACCAAGUUGGGGAAAUUUACAAGAUCUAGAUUUAUAA
Knipowitschia caucasica is the source of this 5283-nucleotide messenger RNA. Lineage: Eukaryota; Metazoa; Chordata; Actinopteri; Gobiiformes; Gobiidae. The record is from the annotation of a GenBank genome assembly.